Messenger RNA from Penicillium daleae, 4665 nucleotides. RefSeq names its product PT repeat family protein. Lineage: Eukaryota; Fungi; Ascomycota; Eurotiomycetes; Eurotiales; Aspergillaceae. The transcript is spliced from 3 exons. The record is from RefSeq and is a predicted model, not a curated record. The coding region runs from base 1 to 4665 and encodes 1554 amino acids.
AUGGCGACUGCUGCGACCCAGAGUGUGUCGGAGGAGCAUCUGCCCAAAGACCCUGUCUCGGUGGAGCCCGUCCAUGCGGCCACCCCAAUCGCCAUUGACGAGAAGUCCGCAACAAAUGGCGAGUCCACCACUGCCGACUCAAAAACCACAACUGCUCAGACUCCUGCCGAACCAGAGGUUCCCUUGACCGCGGCGCAGAAGAAGAAGGCCAAGAAGAACAAGAAGAAGCAGCAGAAGAAACAGGAGAGCAUCAGCUCUGUUUCUGCCGAUGUUUCUGAGAAGGAGACCCCCACCGAGACUCCUUCAACCGAGGAGGAUGCUCCGGCACCUGCAGCUGCCGAAGAAUCUACACCUGAGCCUGUUGCAGAUGAGCCCAAGCUCACGGAGUCUGUCCAGCCUGUCGAGGAGCCUGUGACCAAAGAGGAGCCACUGGCCACAACCGAGGAGAAGGUGGAGGCUGUCCCGGAGACUGCUGAGACUACCAAGGAGGAUCCUGUUGCAGAUGAGCCCAAGUCUGCUGAUCCUGUCGAGGAGCCUAUCACCAAGGAGGAGCCUCAAUCUACUACCGAUGAGAAGGUGGAGGCUGUCCCCGAGACUGUCGAGACCGCCGCAGAGGAGCCUACCACUCAGACCGCUUCCGAAGAGACAAAGGUGGAAGAGGUGAUUCCGGAGGCUACUAAAGAGAUUCCCACUGAAGAGACCAUCGCCGAGGAGCCAGUCAAGGAAACUCCUGUCGAAGAGCCCUCCACAGAGGCCCCCGCAACCGAGGCCAAGGAGGAUGCCGUUGUUGAAGAGUCCGCCAAGGUAGAGCCCGUUGAAGCACCCCAGGAGGUCUCUGAGGAGAAGCCUAUUGCAGAGGAAUCUGCUGAGGUUUCUACCACUGAGCAGCCAGUCGAGGAGCCUAUCGCUCAGGAGACUGUUUCCGAGGAAGCACCCGCUGUUCAGGAGAAUGUUGAGACAACUAAGAGUGAAGAGCCUGCUCCAGCCGAGACUACCGCUAUCGAACAAUCUGUUGCCGACGAGACUGCCACCGAACACGCCCCCGAGGCCGCUAAAGAGGUGACUGAAGCCCCUGCUGCUGAGGAGAAGGUUGAGACGGAGAAGGUUGAGGAGCCUGCCACUGCCGAGACCGCUAUCGUGGAACAGCCUGCCACCGAAGACGCUACCCCCAAGCAGGAGUCUGAGGCUGUCAAGGAGUCCACUGAAGCCCCUGCUGCAGAGGAAAACGUUGAGACGGAAAAGGUGGAGGAAUUUACUCCGGCCGAGACGACCGUUGAGCAACCCGCUAUCGAUGAGACUGCCCCCGAGGAAGCCCACAAGGCCGUUCAGGAGUCGACCGAAACUCCCGCCGUCGAGGAAAAGAUUGAAACAACAAAGGUCGAAGAGCCAAAUCCUGCCGAGACCGCCGUUGAGCAGCCUGUUGCUGAAGAGACUAUCAGCGAGGAAGCUCCCAAGGAGUCCACUGAGAUCCCUGUGACCGAAGAGAAGGUUGAAGAGCCUACCUCGGUUGAGGCCGCCGUCGUUGCGGAAGAUACUACCCCCGAGGAGACUUCAGAGGCUGCUAAGGAGUCUGUUGAAGCCCCUGCCGCGGAGGAGAAGGUUGAGGAGGCUACUACAACCGAGACUCCCGCUGCUGAGGAGACGGUGGAAACAGCAAAGGUCGAAGAGCCUACCCCUGCCGAGACCACCGUUGAGCAGCCUGUUGCUGAAGAGGCUAUCAACGAGUACGCUCCAAAGGAAUCUACUGAAAUCCCUUCUGCCGAGGAGAAGACCGAAGAGCCUUUAACUACCGAGGCUACCGCUGAAGAGCCGGCUGCCAAGGAACCUGUCACCACAGAAACUUUCGAAGAAAAGGUCCCUGAAGCCGCUGAAGUCACUCAGAAGCCCACCGAGACCCUCGUCGUGGAGGAGGCAGAGAAGGUAGAGGAUUCUACCACCAUCGAAACCGCUGCCGCAGUGACACCCGAAGUCCAGGAGCCAGUCGCCGAGGCUCUCCCCGAAGUCGCCAAGGAGUCCACUGAAGCUCCCUCCGCCGAGAAGAAGGUUGAGGAACCUCCUAUCGCUGAGACAGUUGCUCCUGAGCAGCCCGUGGCUGAAGAACCCGUCACCGAGCAGGCUGCCCCUGUCGAGGAGUCCAAGGAGGAAUCCAAGAUUGAGGAGCCAGCCGUUGAGCCCUCAGCUACUGAGCCUGCCGCCACCGAAGAGCUUACUUCCAAGACUGAGGAAACUCCUGCACCAACCGCCGAGAUCACGGAGCCUACGGCUGCUGAAGAGGCUGCCAUCGCUGAGCCGGUCGAGACAACCACCACCGAGGAAGCUACUGACGCCCCCAAGGCCGAAGAUACUCCCGCUCCCGCUGAGGAGGCCAAGGUCGAGCAGGUGACCGAAGAAUCCGCCAAGGACCUCACUAUCGACGAAGCUACUGAGAAGCCCACCGUGGAGAUUGUCCCUGCUAUCGCCGCUGAACCCAUUGCUGAGCCCAUUGCUGAACCUGCCGCCGUCGAUGAGACUCCCGCUGAUGAGCCUGCUAAGGAGGUUAUUCCCGAGACUGCUGAGAAGUCUGUGGAGGAGCCAGUGAAGGAGACCGUCCCGGAGCCUACUGAGGAAAAGGUGGCCGAAGUUGAGACUGCUGCUCCCGAGCCUGUAUGUCCCGAAACUGUUGCUACCGAGGAGGUCCCUGCUCAGGAGCCGGAAGCCCCUAUUGUUGAGGAUCAGAAGGUCGAGGAGCCUGCUACUCAGGCUGAGCCUGUAGUCGAGACUCCCGCUGUUGCUGAGGUUCCUGCUGCUAGCGAGCCUGCUAUCGUGGAUUCUGCUCCCGCCGAGGAGGAGACUAAGGCUGCUGAGGAGUCUGUCGUUGAGACUGAGAUUCCUGCUCCUAUUGAAUCUACGGAGGAGGUUCUAGAGCCUGUUGAAAAGAAGGUCGCUGAGCCCGCCGUCGAGGAACCGAUUUCUCAGCCUGUGGAGGAGGAGGCGGCUGAGCCCGUCGAGGAUAAGGGUUCCGAACCUACUGUCGAAGAGAAGGUGGCCGAGCCUGUUGUCGAAGAGCCUGUUGUCGAAGAGCCUGUUGUCGAAGAGCCUGCCGUCGAAGAGCCUGUUGUCGAAGAGCCUGCCGUCGAAGAGCCUGCCGUCGAAGAGCCUGCCGUCGAAGAGCCUGUUAUCGAAGAGCCUGCCGUCGAAGAGCCUGCCGUCGAAGAGCCUGCCGUCGAAGAGCCUGUCGUCGAAGAGCCUGUUGCCCAGACUAUCGAAGAAGCACCUAAUGAGGAAUCUCCCGAGGCAAUUCCUGCUCAGGAGCCUUCUCUUGAGGACAAGGCUGUCGAAGUGAAGGAUGACACGCCCGCUGAGACCCAUGCUGCUAAGGAUGAGGUCCACGAGGAACCAGCCCAAGAGAAGGAAGUGGAGGCCGUGCCUGUUGCUGCCGAGUCAGUUGGUGUCGAACAGCCUGCAGUGAUUGAGGUCACGCCUGAAGCUCCCGCAGCUGAGGACCUUAUCGAUGAGCAGACUCUUGUUGCUCCCGUUGCUGCUGGAGAGGAGCCUACUACUACGGCUACUCCUGUUGAUGCUCUUGUGACAGAGGAUAUCACUUCUGGAGAGUCGGCUGAGCCGGUUACUGAGCCCGAGGUUCCUGCUACAACUGAGGCUGCUGAGGCUUCUCCUGAGCCCAGUGUGGAGGAGUCUGUCCAGGAGACUACCAAGGAGGAACCUGUCUCCGCUGUGGAAGAUGCUGCUCCGGUCGAGUCUGCUCAGGCUGAAUCUGUCGAGCCUGUGCCCACCCCCGUUGUGGCGGAGACUGAGACUGUUGCUCAAAUUGAGGAGCCUGUCCCCGUCGGGGAGACUCUGACAGCCAAGGAAGAAGCUGCUGUGGCCGAGGAAAGCGCAAAGGAACCCGAGCCGGAGAACAAGCUGGAGGAGGCUUCUGAGCAGCAUGUCGCAACCGAAGAGGUUCCUUCUGCUCCUAUUCAGACUGAGGAGUCAGUGGCAGAGACCCCUGCUCCCCAAGAAGAGAAGUCUGAAGAAGCUGCCAAGGAUAACAUCCUGACACCAGAAAUUCUCGGUGCCGGAGCGGCUGCUGCCGCCAUCAGUGUUGCUGCAGUCGGCGUGUCUUCUGCACUGCAUAAGGAGCCCAAGACCGAGCCUAGUGACUCGAUCGUUCCCGCCAUCAACGGCACCUCUUCCGACGACAAGACCGAAACCAAAGCCCCUGCCGCAGAACAGCAAACCGAAGACUGUAAGCCGAGGCCAUUUUCCAUCUCACACAAUGUGUCUAUGCCGUCUUUCGAAGCUGAUCCGGUUCUUACAGCCCUCGCAGGCGAUCGUGAAGCCCUUCUCCAGAAGCUCAACCAGCCAUCCACCGACCAGUUGACCGCUGCCAUUACCGAGCCGGCCACCACCACAAACGGCGACAAGCAAGCUCGUGUUGAGAACGAAGUCGAGCCUACCCCUGAGUCUAGCCAGAAGACCUCUGGCCAGCUCAGCCCCGAGAAUGCUACGACUAGCAAUGCGAAUGAGGAAGACGCUCGUCCCGUGAGCCAGAACCGGUCAGUGACAGCUGUUUCUCUAAAUAGUGCGUCAGACAACUGGCUCAAGGCGUUCCUGCGCACUGUCUUUGUGGGCUUCUUUGGCACUAUCUUCUCCCCCUUCCGCCGCCGCCGCAAGUCUGCAAAAUAA